GGCUAUUGAAAGAAGUGAGAAAAGAAAAAAAAAGGGAAGGAAACUUUGAAAGUGAGCGAAUUUGAAAAAAAAAACAAAAACAAAAGAUCGGACUUUGAUUAAGUUCGAGAAGAGAAAUUGAAAGAGAAGGAGGAGGAGACAUUGGAAGCAUUGAGUUUCUCUGCCGAUCAGAAAACAGAAAUAUUUGCACACACAUAUACAUACACACAGGCGCGUAUACAAAUACAGAUUAGACGUAUUUAAGAGUGUGUAUCCUCUGUCCAGAGAUAUUUAUUCAUUCAGAGAGACAAGUUUGAAUAGUCCAAGUUAUAUAUAGAUAUAUAUAUAUAUAUACACAUACGGAGUGUGUUCCGUACGUUUUCGAGAAGAUGUCGCACAAGAUGCAAAAUCAAAGCGCACCACUUGUCCAUGGGGGCAACUUUCAGAGAACGCCCAUGCGCCCGAUGAUAGCAGAAUACGACCCAAAGAAGCACGGUGUGAAAACAGAACUGUCAGACAUGGUUCUCGUCAAAUACAAAUGCGAGAAAAAUGACGUACCAAUCACCGUUACUAAUGGGUCUACUUUACCUCUCGUGGAACGUCCCAAUGACGAAGAGGCAGCCCUUUAUGAUCCAUUCGAACAUCGAAAGUUAGCCCAUCCAACCUCGGAUCUUGACACUCUGAUACAUUUACUAAAAGGAAGUCUUGGUACUGGCAUACUGGCUAUGCCAUUGGCCUUUAGAAAUGCUGGACUCAUUUUUGGCCUAUUCGCGACUUUCUUCAUCGGUGCGGUUUGCACUUAUUGUGUACAUAUAUUGGUCAAAUGUGCACACGCUCUUUGUAGAAGGACACAAACACCAAGUUUGGGAUUUGCUGAUGUUGCCGAAGCAGCUUUUCUCGUUGGACCCGAAGGCGUACAAAAAUAUGCUCGUCUUGCCAAGGCUACCAUCAAUCUCUUUCUCGUAAUUGAUCUGAUCGGAUGCUGUUGCGUAUAUAUCGUUUUUAUCGCUACGAAUCUCGAAGAGGUUGUAACUUAUUACACACAUAUUGGCCAAGAAUGGGAAACAGUUAAUCGAUUAAGAUUAUACAUGGCAGCACUUUUACCAUUUCUCAUAAUAUUUUCUCUCGUGAGAAAUCUCAAAUAUUUGGCACCAUUUUCUAUGUUUGCCAAUAUAUUGAUAGCCACAGGAAUGGGAAUAACAUUCUAUUACAUAUUUACGGAUUUACCAACGAUCAGCGAUGUACCUAACUUUUCUACCUGGGCACAACUUCCACUCUUCUUUGGUACUGCAAUAUUUGCUCUUGAAGGCAUUGGUGUUGUAAUGCCUUUGGAAAACAACAUGAAAACCCCAACCCAUUUCAUUGGUUGUCCAGGAGUAUUAAAUACUGGAAUGUUCUUCGUCGUAUUGUUGUACAGUACUGUUGGUUUCUUCGGUUAUUGGAAAUACGGUGAAAAAACUGCAGCAUCAAUCACAUUAAAUCCACCCCAAGACGAAAUACUCGCUCAAUCAGCUAAAAUCAUGAUAGCCGUUGCUAUAUUCUUCACUUAUGGAUUACAAUUCUACGUACCAAUGGAAAUCAUAUGGAAAAACAUUCGACAUUAUUUUGGUUCUAGAAAAGUAUUAGCCGAAUAUUCGUUAAGAAUAUUUUUGGUAAUUUUCACGGUAUCCGUAGCAAUUGCUAUGCCAUCGUUAGGUCCAUUCAUUUCGUUGGUUGGUGCUGUUUGUUUGUCAACACUUGGUAUGAUGUUUCCAUCGGUCAUCGAAUUGGUCACAGUUUGGGAACAAGAAAAUGGCCUUGGAAGGUAUAAAUGGAGACUUUGGAAGAAUCUUGCUAUAAUAUGUUUCGGUGUUCUCGGCUUUUUAACUGGCUCAUAUGUCAGCAUCAAAGAAAUCAUUGAACAAAAGUGAACAUUUUAUUGGGGCAAGAUGAGGAGCGGCGCCGAACACGAAUAACAAAUCAUUUUUCUUGCGUAUUACAAACGCCCGAUUGUGUUUAAGUUCGCACGCUCGCUCGCAUUCCUAUUUUCCGGAAGGAUAAUUGCCUGGAAGAAGCAGAAGAAGCAGAAAUAGAUGAUGCAAACGACGAUGAAGUGAAGAUGAAGAUGAAGCUGAAGAUGUAUGAUGAAAAUGACAAUGAAGAUGAAGAGAUGAGUAUGAGGAUGAAGAUGAAAAGAUCGGCUACGGCCUAGAAUGACGUUCGAAAGGACACACACAGACACACACGCAUACAUCAUUAUGUACGAAUAAUGAAAAACGAUUAAACUAGGAAAGUAAUCGCGAGAAUAUGAGUACGAGCUGCUUAGAAUAUUUUAU
This is a messenger RNA of Polistes dominula (European paper wasp), 2294 nucleotides long. RefSeq names its product proton-coupled amino acid transporter-like protein pathetic. Gene Ontology annotation, biological process: amino acid transmembrane transport. Gene Ontology annotation, molecular function: L-amino acid transmembrane transporter activity. The record is from RefSeq and is a predicted model, not a curated record. Lineage: Eukaryota; Metazoa; Arthropoda; Insecta; Hymenoptera; Vespidae. Gene Ontology annotation, cellular component: vacuolar membrane.